This is a messenger RNA of Phragmites australis (common reed), 2931 nucleotides long. RefSeq names its product G-type lectin S-receptor-like serine/threonine-protein kinase LECRK4. Bases 275 to 2671 code for a protein of 798 amino acids. The transcript has a single exon. Lineage: Eukaryota; Viridiplantae; Streptophyta; Magnoliopsida; Poales; Poaceae. Gene Ontology annotation, biological process: protein phosphorylation. The record is from RefSeq and is a predicted model, not a curated record. Gene Ontology annotation, molecular function: protein serine/threonine kinase activity; ATP binding.
AACCUGUCAGCUUCACCCAAACGUCAAUGUAAUCAAAGAGAAAAAUCUGUCUUCUUUUCUGCAGAACCUGUAACCGUGUCAAAAUUUUGGCCUGACCUGAUGUGAUUGCAAACUUCCAACCAAGAGCAUUGACCAGUCAAUUGUCAUAAUUGACCAGUUCAAUGCUGCUUACUAUUCCACCUCAAUUGUCAGGUCAAGUCAAUCAAGACAAAUGCCAAGAGAUGCAUAAGUUUACCAUCAGAAGUAGGAAAUGAGAGCCAAACCAAAAUAACCAAUGGCGCAUCUCCUGUUGCCUUUCCUCCUGCUACUGUCCACUGCUUCUGUUCAAGCUCAACAAAACAUCACCUUGGGCUCCUCCUUAACACCCCAAGGGCCUAGCAGCUCUUGGCUCUCACCAUCCGGUGACUUCGCGUUCGGCUUCCGUCCCAUCGAGGGCAACACCUCCUCAUACCUGCUCGCCGUCUGGUUCAAUAAGAUCAGUGACAAGACAGUGGCUUGGUAUGCCAAGACGAGUGAUCCAGAACCAGCGCCUGUACAAGUUUCAUCUGGUUCAAGCCUCCGCCUCACCUCUGGUGGGGUGCUCUCGCUCCAGGACCCCACCGGCACAGAGGUAUGGAAUCCUCAAUCUGUGGUUGCAGCAUACGCCACCAUGCUCGAUGUCGGAAACUUUGUACUGGCUGCAGCAGAUGGCUCCACCAAGUGGGAGACUUUCAACAACCCAACAGAUACCAUCCUGCUCACACAAGUGCUCACCCCCCCAAAGAUGCUCCGCAGCCGGAUCAUCGCCACAGACUAUUCCAGUGGCCGGUUCCUCCUUAACCUGCAAAACAAUGGUGUUUUCCUUUAUCCUGUUGCUGUGCCGUCUGGUUACCAAUAUGACUCCUAUUGGUCCGUGGCUGGGAACACCACAAAGCUGGUGUUUGAUGCCACUGGCAGGAUAUACAUUGCCUCGGACAACGGCACACAAAUCAAUAUGACAUCAGGGGUUAUCGGCUCCAUGACGGACUACUACCAUCGCGCCACACUUGACCCAGAUGGUGUGUUCCGGCAAUAUGUGUACCCAAAGAAAGUCAGCAACCAGUGGAGUCAGGCAUGGUCAGUAGUGAGCAUGGAGCCCCAAAAUAUCUGUGAAGCAUUAGUGACAAAGGUCGGCAGCGGUACAUGUGGGUUUAACAGUUACUGCACUUUGGAUGGCACAAACAACCAGACUACCUGCAUGUGCCCAGAGCAGUACUCAUUUAUUGAUGAGGAGAGGAAGUAUAAAGGAUGCAAACCAGACUUCCGGCCACAAAGUUGUGACUUGGAUGAAGCAGCUGCCAUGAUGCAGUUUCAGUUGACAACGAUGUACCAUGUGAAUUGGCCUCUAGCAGACUAUGAGCAGUACACCCCCAUACCUGAGAACCAGUGCCGGCAGCUCUGUCUGAAAGAUUGUUUCUGUGCCGUCGCUGUGUUCCAUGUCGGUAGUAGUACAUGCUAUAAGAAGAAGCUUCCUUUAUCAAACGGCAAUAUGGGAGGUGAUGUGCAAGCAACAGUUCUCAUCAAGGUACCGAAGAACAACAAUUCCCAAUCGCAGCUCAGUGAGUCCAGCAAAUGGAAGAAAGACAAGAAACACUGGAUCAUUGGAAGUUCAUUGAUUCUGGGAAGCUCUGUCUUGGUGAACCUUCUCUUGAUCUCUGUUCUCCUUUUCGGUACAUACUGUACAAUCACUAGAAGGAUAGUCCCGUCUUUGCAGUCCUCAAGCAAUCUAGGAUUGCCCCUGAAAGCCUUCACUUACGCUGAGCUCGAGAAGGCAACCAGCGGAUUCCAGGAGGUGCUUGGCUCUGGUGCCUCAGGUAUUGUGUACAAGGGCCAGCUACAAGAUGAGCUCGGGAUCUGCAUUGCUGUCAAGAAAAUUGACAAGCUCGAACAGGAAUCAGAAAAUGAGUUCACAGUUGAAGUCCAAGCUAUUGGACGGACGCACCACAAGAACUUGGUCAGGUUGCUCGGAUUCUGCAACGAAGGAAAAGAAAGACUAUUGGUGUAUGAAUUCAUGACAAAUGGAUCACUGAACAGAUUCAUAUUUGGUGAUGUCAGGCUUCAGUGGAACCUUCGAGUUCAGAUUGCUCUCGGGGUGGCUAGGGGGCUGCUAUACUUACAUGAGGAAUGCAGCACACAGAUCAUCCACUGUGAUAUAAAGCCCCAGAACAUACUUGUCGAUGACAACUUCACAGCAAAGAUCUCAGACUUCGGCUUAGCUAAACUGCUCCGAACCAACCAGACACAAACAAACACAGGUAUCCGGGGUACCCGAGGAUACGUUGCCCCCGAGUGGUUCAAGAGCACUGGCAUCACUGCCAAGGUGGAUGUUUACAGCUUUGGGGUCAUCCUGUUGGAGCUCAUCUGUUGUCGGCGGAAUGUUGAAGUCGAGGCUGCAGAAGAGGAUAAAAAAAUACUGACUUACUGGGCAAAUGACUGUUAUAGGUGUGGCAGGGUUGAUUUGCUGGUGGAAGGUGAUGAUGAAGCGAUUUUCAAUCUGAAGAAGGUGGAAAAGUUUGUGGCAGUGGCAUUGUGGUGUCUCCAGGAGGAUCCAACCAUGAGACCUACAAUGCUAAAGGUGACACAAAUGCUUGAUGGGGCAUGUUCCAUCCCUACUCCUCCUGAUUCUUCUUCCUUCGUACGUUCGCUUCCAUAGAGUCCUUCCUGCAUAUUGUAAGAUCAAUAUAUGUAUGAACCAACAUAAUGGUGUAGUAAGUUAGAUAUAGAUAUCCACCGAAGGCAAACGCUAUAUACUACAUGUUACGGUUGCUGAUACUGCAGUAAUACCGUCCAUGUUCCUUAAUGUAGUGUUAACAGCACCUGCAAUGCUGUAGUAUCUAUUCUGUAACAAUUGGCUGGAGCAAAUAUUAUGAAGGCUUGCUCUUCCCAAGAAAAAUAUAUAUUUCCUAAAAUAAA